Capsella rubella is the source of this 695-nucleotide messenger RNA. RefSeq lists its product as uncharacterized. The record is from RefSeq and is a predicted model, not a curated record. The transcript has a single exon. Bases 52 to 534 code for a protein of 160 amino acids. Lineage: Eukaryota; Viridiplantae; Streptophyta; Magnoliopsida; Brassicales; Brassicaceae.
CAUUGAUGUCCUUUCCAAGAACUAAACUCUAAAGUACUCUUUUAUGUCAAAAUGUCUCAAAGAAGAAGACCUAUUUUCCAAAGGGUCACGAAACUACUAAAAGUAUCGAUCUUGAGAAGACCAGCCAUCCCUAGACUCAAGCUCAUUCCCAUAAAACGAAGAAGAUCAUCCAAAAGAGUCAAACUCCUUCAGCACUACAACUAUAAGUUUCUCCAAGAGUAUCAAUUCUCGCCUUCACGUACAUCGCUUAUCCGUUGUUGUAGGAAGCGAAUUCGGGUAUCUAGAUCGAGUCUUAAACGCAUUUACGAGCUAUUGUUUCUUUCUCGGUGCAUUGGCUGGAACGAUGAUACAAUAACGCAAAGUUGGAUGGAUAUGGAGCCUUUCCAUUAUGCCCUCGGAGUUGCUUCUCCUGCAAGGGAGCUUCCGCAGCCGUUGGAUUACUUUAGCGAGGAUGAUUCGAUUGAUCUGAAGGCUGAGAGAUUCAUUGAAAAGUUCUACGAUGAGAUGAGGAUGCAGGCGCGGGAAUUUGCUUGAUUGACCAAACUUUGUUUACUUUUUUGAAUUUUGGAAUAUUAUAUUUUCUCUUUGUUAAUUUGUCUUUGCAUCAUAUAUUUGAGACCUUGGAGACUCAUUUAUUUCUUCACUCUGUAUUUGAGUAUCUCUGAUUCUAUCAGUUUACAAUAUCAGUUUUAUCA